This is a messenger RNA of Neurospora tetraspora, 1908 nucleotides long. RefSeq names its product cytochrome P450. Gene Ontology annotation, molecular function: oxidoreductase activity, acting on paired donors, with incorporation or reduction of molecular oxygen; heme binding; iron ion binding. NCBI's taxonomy places the organism in Eukaryota, Fungi, Ascomycota, Sordariomycetes, Sordariales, Sordariaceae. Bases 289 to 1908 code for a protein of 539 amino acids. The transcript has 2 exons. The record is from RefSeq and is a predicted model, not a curated record.
CAUAACCCUGGUCCGACCCCCGCUCUUCUUUAGAUGUCAUUGUCCGACAGCAAUGCCGGCGCAAACCGAUCCUCCUCCUCCUCAUGAUCGCAACAAGAUAAACGAGCAGCAAAGCAAGAUGAUGGCGGGGAAAUAUCACGGGACCAUUUAUCAUCUCUUUAGGGACAUUUCUUUAUUAUAAUAACGUCCGCCAUCAGGACUUGCCUUUCUCUUCACAUCAGCACCCAUCUCGUCUCGUCUACAACAAAUAGAUUCCUUAUCUUAUCUGUAUAAGACAAACUUCCAAAAAUGGCAUUUGGCGCUGCCCACCUCCAGCUUUGGCUGGGGGCCUUGGUUGUCCUCGGAGCUGUCUACACAUCAUGCCUCAUCUUCUACCGCCUCUUCCUCCACCCCCUCGCCAAAUACCCCGGCCCCUUCCUCGCCAAGCUGACCGACGGCUACAUGGCCUACCACGCCUUCAAAGGUGACCGGCACCUCGAGUUCUGGCGCAUGCACGAGAAAUACGGCAAAUUCGUCCGCUUCGGGCCCAACUCGCUCUCCGUCAACUCCAACACGGCCCUCAAGGACAUCUACGGCUUCAAAGCCAACGUGCGCAAAGCCGAGUUCUACGACGCCUUUGUCCACCCGGCCCCCAACACCCACAACGCGCGCGACCGAGACCUGCAUGCCCGCAAGCGGCGCGUCCUGGCCCACGCCUUCUCCGAUUCCGCCGUCAAGGAAGUCGAGCGCUACAUCCUGUCCAACAUCCGCACCUUCUGCGACGCCAUCGGCGAUCUCGGCCGCUCCAGCUUCGCUCCACUCGCCGACAAGAAGGGUUGGUCAUCACCGAAAAACAUGUCCGACUGGUGCAACUGGCUAGCCAUGGACAUCCUCGGCGACCUCUGCUUCGGCAAAGCCUUCCACAUGCUCGAGCACCCCGACAACCGCUACGCCGUCGACCUUGUCUCCGUCGCCGCCCACCGCCACCUGAUCUGCGGCACCAUGCCCAUGCUCGACAAGCUCUCGCUCGACCGCGUAUUCCUGCGCAAAAUCGCCUCCGGCCGCGCGCAGUACAUGGCCUACAGCCGACAACAGCUCGCCGAACGCACCGCCCUGGGCGACGAGACCGACCGCCGCGACUUCUUCUACCACCUGCUCAAAGCCCGCGACCCCGAAACAGGGCAAGGAUUCACCACCCCCGAGCUCUGGGGCGAGUCGAACCUUCUAAUCAUCGCCGGCUCCGACACUACCUCCACCGCCAUGGCCGCGACACUAUUCUACCUCGUCCGCAACCCUACCGCCAUCGCCCGCGUCACCGCCGAAAUCCGCUCCCGCUUCGCUUCCGUUGAAGAUAUCCACCAGGGCCCUAGCCUGCAGAGCUGCACCUACCUCCGCGCUUGCAUCGACGAAGCAAUGCGCUUGUCCCCCUCCGUCGGCGGUCUCCUUCCUCGCGAAGUCUUGCCCGGUGGGAUAACCAUCGACGGCGAGCACGUUCCCCAAGGCACCAUCGUUGGCGUGCCGCAUUACACUAUCCACCACAACGCUGCUUACUACCCCGAUCCUUGGUCAUAUACCCCGGAGCGCUGGCUACCCACUUCUUCCUCCACCCCCUCUGAAAAAGUUCCCGGCACCACAACCGACGACCAGCUCCACCUAGCCCAAUCAGCCUUCUGCCCCUUCUCCAUCGGCCCGCGCGGUUGUAUUGGUAAGGGAUUGGCGUACAUCGAGAUGAGCAUUACCCUGGCGAGGGUGUUGUUCCUGUAUGACUUGAGGAGGGCGGUCGGGGUGGAGGAUCCGGCGGAGGGAGGGAAGGAUGGGGCGGAGUAUGGAAGACAUCGCGUGGGGGAGAUGCAAUUGGUUGAUACAUUUACUAGUACCAAGGAGGGGGUAAUGGUUGAGUUUAGGCGGAGGGAGGAUAUUGCUGCGUAA